This is a messenger RNA of Cucumis sativus (cucumber), 943 nucleotides long. Its product is annotated as protein yippee-like At5g53940. The coding region runs from base 198 to 533 and encodes 111 amino acids. The record is from RefSeq and is a predicted model, not a curated record. The transcript is spliced from 5 exons. Gene Ontology annotation, cellular component: ubiquitin ligase complex. Lineage: Eukaryota; Viridiplantae; Streptophyta; Magnoliopsida; Cucurbitales; Cucurbitaceae.
AACUAGCGGUUGGCGUGGUCGAAAGAAAACGGAAACGGCUACUGGCAAUUGGCAUCUCAAAAAACUGACCACGCAUGAGAAAGGCUUCAAGUUCGUUAUUUUGAUUAUGAUUAUCUCUUUGACCCAGAGGAGGGGAAUGAUUUUUGUUUCUGUGAGAGCUUAGUUUAGUUUCUCAAUUUGGGAUUUCUAGGGUUUUAAUGGGUAGGGUUUUUCUCGUUGAAUUGGAAGGCAGGUCCUACAGAUGCCGCUUCUGUAACAACAAUGUUGCUCUUGCCGAUGACGUCCUCUCUCGAACUUUCAAUUGCAGCCAAGGGAGGGCGUAUCUUUUCAGCAAUGUAGUGAAUAUAACAUCUGGACCCAAGGAGGAGAGGUUGAUGCUUUCUGGUAUGCACAUUGUGGAAGAUAUCUUUUGUUGCAUUUGCGGACAAAUUCUUGGAUGGAAAUAUGUAACUACACACGACAAAUAUCAAAAGUACAAGGAGGGGAAAUUUGUUCUUGAGAGUUUGUUUAUACCUCUAACAGAUGGAGAAUAGUUGAGGAGAUGAUGGAAGACUUAAACGGAGAUGCUCAUCCUGGUUCAAGCGAUAUGGAAAAUCCUUAGUGAGUUUCUGCCAUAUUCUCUCAGAAUGAGGAAAUUGAAGCGUGCAUGUCAAAGUGUUGUAUGUAGAAACAAUUAUAGAGGCUGUAGAACUACUAUUGAAAUGCAUGACCAUAAUCUAUAAUAUCAUAAGCUUAUUCUAGAAUGGUGUCUUGAAUGCUCUAUUCUCUCUCCCCUCCUACAAUCCCUCUUCAUACAGUACUAAGAACAUCCCUGUAGAUAGCUGAUGGAACCAACAAAGAUAAUUUUGUUUCUAGUUUAUUAAAAAUGUAUGUUUCACAAUCCCAUUUGUAAAAAACAGUAUAUGAACUCAUUCUUAUAUACCAAACAACAAAUUUUACUCUA